Molecule: messenger RNA, 2051 nt
Organism: Bombyx mandarina (wild silkworm)
Lineage: Eukaryota; Metazoa; Arthropoda; Insecta; Lepidoptera; Bombycidae
Product: heparan-alpha-glucosaminide N-acetyltransferase
Source: RefSeq, a predicted model, not a curated record
AGUUGACAUUUCGAGUUAGUAUUUUCAAGGUGUUUUCAGUUGAUAUUAUAAAACUUAAUAUCACAAGAUAAAACUAAAUAAAGAUAUCGAAUGUGUUUUUAAUAAUGGGGUUCGGUUUUCAAAAUGUCGGCUCAUUUAUUAGAGAGUGCAAUGGUACUACGUUGCGUUACGACCAAGCGUGUUUGAGUAUUUUGACCGAUCAAGAAGUUACUAUAUGGAGCCAAUAUGCGGAGUGUGAUGGGUGCAAAUUGCUGCCAACAGCAACGUUCCCGAUGUCUGAUCCGAUUAUAGUCCGCACCUCCGACACUCUGCUCUACGCUCUGAAAAACAGCAGUGGAAUAAUAUGCAAAGGAUCGUAUCAGUUCGGCGAAUAUGGACAAUACGUUUUCAAUCUCACCGAGGGCGCAAAGAAUAAAUGCCUGCCCCGCAUGACUGCGGAACCGGACGCCGCCUACCUCCCGAUCCUGACAACGAUCCUCAUACUGCUGUCCAUGGCCACGAUGUGGUACGUCGUGAAAGGCAUCGGGAAAAGGGUGGUGGCCGGUAGACUCUACGCGAGAUUCUUUGCCAGAGAAGAUAACGAGCUCGGUUCGGAAACCAGAGUGCUGACCGAGGUGAGCGUGGUGAGGCCCCCGGUGAGGUCCAGGCUGCGGUCACUGGACAUCUUCAGGGGAUUCGCCAUAGCUCUAAUGAUCUUCGUGAACGCAGGCGGCGGUGGUUACUCGGUGUUCGCUCACAGCACGUGGAAUGGGUUAACGGUGGCCGAUGUGGUGUUUCCGUGGUUCGCCUUCACCAUGGGGGAGGCCCUAGUUCUGUCGCUCAACACUAAGCUUCGCACCGCCAUGCCGAGGACUACGGCUUUCUAUCAGGUGGUCCGUCGCUCGCUGUUCCUGUCCCUCAUCGGGAUAGUCCUGGGUUCGGCGAACAGCACCUGGACCGACGUCCGUCUCCCGGGAGUGUUGCAGCGCCUCGCCGCGAUGUACCUCAUCGUGGGCGCCCUCGAGUGCGCGCUCAUGAGGACAACGCAGAACAUCACACCAGGCCGUUCAUUAUUACGGGACAUCGCGACCGGGUGGCAGCAGUGGCUCGCUACCAUACUGCUCGUCGCUAUACAGGUUUGCAUAUCCUUGACGGUGGCGGCUCCGGGUUGUCCCCGAGGGUACUCCGGUCCAGGCGGGAUACACCUUUCGGCCGCCGGCAACCACUCGCUCAAGAACUGUACCGGAGGGAUCGCAGGAUACAUCGAUAGAACGCUACUGGGCCCCGCGCAUCUGUACCGAGGUGGAACCUUCAAGGAGUUGUACCGCACCGUCGUGCCUCACGACCCUGAGGGUAUACUGGGCGUCUUCUCAGGAGUGCUGGUGGUGCAGGCUGGCGCUCACGCCACCAGGAUCAUGCUUGCCUACAACCACGCUAGAGCAAGGAUAAUGCGCUGGGUAUUCUGGUCGAUAAUGUUCGGCGUCGGCGGUGGCGCCCUCUGCAUGUUCUCUAAGAACGGCGGCCCGGUGCCCAUCAACAAGAACCUGUGGUCGGUGUCCUACUGUCUCGUGACGUCAUCGAUGGCGUUCUUCAUACAGGCCGUGCUGUACUUCAUCGUCGAUCUGAAGAACAAGUGGGGCGGCAGACCUCUGUAUUACGCUGGUCAAAAUGCUCUAUUCCUUUACGUCGGCUCAGAGCUGUUGAAGCGUCACUUCCCAUUGCACUGGUACCUCGAGGCGCCGACGCACGCUCAAUUACUGGCAACACACGCCGGCGCCAUGUUGAUAUGGUUAGCGGUCGGCGUUUUCUUGCACAGGAAGAGAAUCUUCAUAACGUUGUAAAUAAAAUGUUUGUUCCAAUAAUAAAUAAAUAAAUCGUAUAUUUUCGGUAUUUGUUUCGGUGAGCUGGCAACACUGAUGAUUGAUUGUCUGCGGACGUAGCUUUGGUAUGUAGAUUAUUCUGUGAAUCAAUCCAUUACAUAAAGUUGUAUUAAUAAUAUAAAUAAAAAACUACCAAUGCAAAUUGAGAUUUAUGAGAGAAUUCGACCGUCAUAACUUUCAUACUUUCUUACA